AUGCGAAUUUUGCUUCUAGUGUUCUGUCUUUUUUCAUUCGUCUUGCUCGAAGAAGCGCCAAAUAUUCGUCAAGUCACUUCUCAACUAUCGAUUGUUUCUCGUUUGACUAGUGGAAUAACAAUCCAAAAUGAGCUUUUGGACAGUAAAUUGACAGAAAUUCAGGCAGUGGCUAGCAUGAUUCAUAUCAAAAAUCCACAGUCUUUGGAGAGUUUGAAAGACCUUCAAACUUCUGAAGCUUCCAAAAAACUGGAUGAUCUCUCAACUCUUUUGAAGCCAUUUGAAGGAGAAUCCAAAGUUCAGAAACCCGGAUGGCUUCGGAAAUCUCUUCAAGUUCUUUCUGAAUUCAGUAACGAAUUGGAGACUCUGAACACAGCAUCUAAAACUAGUCUCACUGAUGAUUUCAAAGCAAAAGCAUUGGCGAUUACUGGUGGAAAAGUGAACAUUAGAGAGUCAAUUGUUGGUAAAUGGCCACUUACUGUGUUGGCUGACUCACUUUCAACUAUCAUGAAUGAAACUAUGACUGGAGUUCCGACUGAAGAGAAAGAAUUGUUCAAAUUGAAAAAUGCGAUUAUUCGUUUUCGAUUUGAGAUGGAGGCGUAUGAAGAGUAUAUUAAAAAGUUGAAAGAUUACGAGACAGAAUUAAAGGCACUGUUUGAUUAUAAGGAUUUGAAGAUGGAUGAAGUGUUGAAACCAGUGAAAAUUAUAAAAGAUGUUGCAACACGAUUUGAUCAGACGAAACUCGGAGGAAACAGAUUUCUUGUAUGGUUGACUUCAUUGAAAGAGGAAGCUGAUAAAUUGGAAUCAACGAAUAUAAUGAAAAGUCAAGAACAAAUGGAAGAUUUGAUGAAAGACCUCGACUCAUUGUUCCCAAUUGUCAGAGAUAUCUCAGCCGUCAGAAUCAGUCCGAAACCUUCUCAAUUGGCUCAAAUUUUUAAGACAGAUCUCAGUGAGAAAUGGUUUUUGGAUUCAUUUGCCGAGGGAGAUAAAAAAUCAAUCGAGAAAUUAAAGAAAUCAUUGGUUCUUUUAGAAAGUUUCAGUGAGAAAGCAACUAAAAUAACAUUAGGAUUAAAUGAUUUCACUUCCAAAUACAAUCGAUAUCAGAUAUUUGCUUUCAAACGAGUUUUUGCCAGAGUGAAAAACACUGUGGAGAAACUGAAGGCAUUCGAGGAAGCCUCUGAAAAGUUUAAAACUGCAUUGGAUUCUGCCCACACUUGCUUGAGCAACACUAAACUCAAAAGUCGUCGGAAAGAAAUUGAUCUGGAACUUUUUGAAAAAUCGUACGAAUUCGCCAUGAAACUCUAUGAAAAAGUCACAAAUUUGCACGAUUCGAUUCAGAAAGUUUUGGGAAUUCCAGAGAUUGAAAACUAUGAUGUUCUUAAAAAACUGAAUGAAGAAAUCAAAGGAAUCAAAGACGAUACAUUAUCCAAUGACGAAGCAUGGAACAUUGUUGAAAAAAUGAGAAAAGUCGCUGAUGUCGAUACGUUUUUGCUGAAAUUACAAGAAGCUUCAACGACUUUAUCAGAGAGAAUGAACUCGGAAUUAGAUGAACUUUUGAUGGAAACUGUUGAUUUCGAUAUAAUUCAAACUACUCAGAGUAUUCUGGAGGACACAAAUCUCCUUGCCGCUCUUGAAUGUUUGAAGAAUAAUGCCGCCGAUUUUGAUACGAAGCAUUCGUUUGAAUUGAUGGCUCUCGGUAAUCAAAUCAGAUUUAUAAAGGAGGAAGAUAUUCAAGAAGCAAAGGGAAUUCUGGAAAAUAUGGAGAAGAUUAAAACUGAUUUGAAUUCAUUGGACAGUAAAUCGAAGAAGACAAAACGAGCAGCUGCGAAGAAUGAGACUGGAGAACAGGAGCUGUUGAAACUAGAGGAAUCGAAGACUAUUGGUUCGGAAUUGGAGAGCGGAGUCAACACUUUGAAUAGGCUCGUCGAGGUGAUUGAUCAGAAGGAAUCGGUGUUGGCUGCCACUAAAUUUGGAGAGAAAGUAGACAAAGAGAUCUGGUCAAUCCGUGUUCCGCCAAUGCAGAGUGUUUGGACACCGAUAACUCGUCAGAAGAUAAAGAGACUCUUUGAAGAAAUUGAACAAUUCGAGAAAAUGGCUGGGCAUUAUAAAACGAAAGGAGUCGAGAGUGUAUUUGGAAUUAUGGAGAAUGCCACGUCUGUCAAUGGAUUGAAACUUGAUUCUAGUCUAUUCAAAAACUAUGUUCCAACUAGUCUCUCUGCUUCGAAGGACUCAGAAGUUCAAGCCGCUGCUCCAGUUUUUGAGAAAUUGAGUUCUCUCGAUUUGGAUUUCGCUGCAAAUCAUGAAGCACUGAAAACAGCCUCAUUGACUUUUACACCGCUUCGAAAGUUUUUCGACGACUUUUUCGGAAUCGAUAGAACACUGAAGAAUGCGCAGGCACAAAAUGGAACAGCGGGAGCUGGAGCUGAGACUGAAAAUGGACCAGCUGCAUCUUAUUUGUUACUUUUGGCUGCAGUUCUUAUUGUUUUCCUCGUAGUUUUGGUAGCUAUCAUCUUCUGUAUGAAGAGAAGAAGUCGUCUGGCUAAGCUCGGUCGAAAAGAAACUUGGAGACAUCUCAGAUUUUUGAGUGAAGGAGCACUCACAAAUAACGAUGGAACUCAAUACACUCAACUCCAUUUGGCAGUUCUCAAGAAACGAGGAGAAGAAGUGAAGAGACUUGUGAAGAAUGGAGCUUAUAUUGAUGUUCACUGUUACGGAAAAGUGAUUGAAACUCCACUCCACACGGCUGUCUCCAAUAAAUCUGUGGACACGGUGAGGUUCCUGAUCAAGCAUGGAGCUGAUAUGGAUGCAUUGGAUUCGAAUUAUGAGACACCACUGGACAGAGCAAAGGGAAACAAGGAAAUGCUGAAGAUUCUCAAUGGAUUCAAAAAGAAGAAUUUCAGAAAAACUCUUCCACAAGCGUUGCCUAUCGACAAAUACAAGAUUUUCAUUGAUGAAAAAGUGAAAGGAAAGAAACAGUUUUGUGAUAAGUUUAAACAGAAUAUUGUGAGCAAGAUUGAAAAAGCAACACACGUCAUUGUGAAAACUGGAAAAGAUGGACUGUUCGAGUUGGAUAAGGAUGAUCCAUCAGCGAUAGUUUACCUUGGUGUUGUAUGCAGUCCAAAGAUUUUGAUGACAUCUGACUGGUUGACUGCUGCGGUUCAAAAGAAAAACAACUUCCGUGAUGACUUCAAAUUCCAAGUGAAAAAGAUAAAAUUCAAUGGAAAAACAUACAAAGGAAUCGACGAUAUUCAAUUGAAUAAUAGUAAAAUGUUCGUUCCCUACUUGACGAAUGCUAUCAUCCAUUUCGACCAAGCCGAUCUUCACACAAUUGAUUGGACCGCUUUGAAGAAGGUUUCAACUGAUUUGGGUGCCCAGAACGUGGAUGAAUUCCCUGUGAUGCAAGGAAUGAUUCCUGGAAAAUGCCCGUACUAUCGAGACGAUUUAGGACACAUUUUUGUCAUUUAUAUUCAGAGUAAUGCGGAUAAACUGACAGCUCUCUACCCGAUUCUGAAAACUGAAAAGGCGUACACUUUCUUGGAAAGGGACGAAUUUAUUGCGAUGCUUCUUUCUCAAGAGAUAUGUCAUAAGAAGAUGAAAUCAACUAAGAAAUCAAAGAAAUCUGCAAGUACCGAAGGAACCACUGGAACUACAGGAGGAACAACUGGGACAGCAUGUAAUACUCUUUGUGAAUUGAAUGGAUCCACUGCAACAACUCUCGGUAUUACCGGAACAACUGGAACAACAUCGGGUGCCGAGUAG
Caenorhabditis remanei is the source of this 3756-nucleotide messenger RNA. RefSeq lists its product as uncharacterized. Gene Ontology annotation, molecular function: protein binding. The transcript is spliced from 11 exons. The record is from RefSeq and is a predicted model, not a curated record. The coding region runs from base 1 to 3756 and encodes 1251 amino acids. Lineage: Eukaryota; Metazoa; Nematoda; Chromadorea; Rhabditida; Rhabditidae.